AUGGCUGAACAAAAGCUACUCCUUGGCCUUGUUUUCCUUGCCCUAAUGUCUUGUUCUUGGUGUCUUGGACCAGAGAAGAACAUUGUAUUCUACAUGCACGACAUUGUGAGUAAACCCAACUCAACAGCUACAGUAGUUGCAGGAGUAAAAGGAACAUCCUCAAAUCUGUUGGGCUUUGGAACAGUGCUGGUUAUAGAUGAUCUUCUGACUGAGAAGCCUGAUCGCUCUUCCACUGUUGAAUAUAAUGGGAGCACACUUGAAAUCCAGGGCACAGAUCCCUUCAUGCAGAGUUCUGAAAAAGAGGUGUCUGUGGUGGGAGGGACAGGAAAGUUGAGGUAUGCUCGUGGUUAUGCUAUCAUUACUCUGCAAAGCUCCAGUGGAUUGGAUGGUAAUAUCAAAUUUAAUACUACCUUUUGCAUUGGCUGA
Cryptomeria japonica (Japanese cedar) is the source of this 426-nucleotide messenger RNA. Its product is annotated as dirigent protein 1. NCBI's taxonomy places the organism in Eukaryota, Viridiplantae, Streptophyta, Pinopsida, Cupressales, Cupressaceae. The coding region runs from base 1 to 426 and encodes 141 amino acids. The record is from RefSeq and is a predicted model, not a curated record. The transcript has 2 exons.